GAAAAGGAAACAAUUGUUAAAAGGGACGACACACUUCUCAACUUCAAUUAUUGAUUUGGUCCAGUCAGUAUAGAAGGCCCAUAACAAACUUAGUGCAACAGAACCGGCCCAAACGUGGGUGUAGACAUGGGCCAUCAACUUUUAAGUUCCGUUCAGCACAGCUGGGCCUCAGCGUAAGCUUUACUUUUCUACUUAAGUUUUUUUGUUUGAUUAUUACUUUUCUGUUUUUUACUUAGACAGGGUAGCAACAUACAGUUAAGCUGCUCGUCCAAAAAAUGGCAGUACUUGCAUACAACUAUACUCAAUCAUAGACGUACAGCGAAUGGUGGUCAACCUUUGUUUUUCACCUUUUAAUAGAUCAGAGAUUAUGUUUGAUACGAGAAGACAUUGAAUAAAAACCAUAUGAUUUGGUUGUAUUUCUGGUUAAAGCAUCAGAUCGAGAAAAUAAUAAAAAGAUUAUUGCAGCACAAGUUAAUGGAGACCCACUAAUUAGCUGGUCAAGCAUAGAAAUACCUGGCCGGAGCGAAUGGGCAGCCACUACAUGAUCCGCAGCUGCAGCUCUCCCAACAGGUGGAGGAUAUUGCACAAUUGAACUGGACAAGGCUCCCACGUCUAUUGAGAACAAGAAUUCAGUCCAACAAACUGAUCAUCUACCGUGUCGUUCGUUGAGAAGCAAGUUACACAAUCUGCUCUAACGAUAUUUAAGCGCAUGACAAGACAAGGAGCAAAAUCAAUGAACACCAUCUUCAGGGCAACCAGUGUUAAUUGUUUGUAAGAUGAACUACAAAGGUAAUAAUAUUCUCAAAGAGAAUCCCAUGCGAGCAACACUAAAUUGUUAUGAAAUCAAACAAAAUUACAAAGGGGAACUAAAUAAAAUAUUUGGAGCGUCCGUACUAUUUAGUUUUAGAGUUGGGCAUUAUAGGUUUUUCGUAUUUAGUAUUGCAAUUACUCGCUAGCACCCAAUUGAUAGGUAGAUUGAUUAAUCCGUGUUAAUAUCCACAGAAGACAGACUCACAGAAAAAUUCCUCAUACAAAAUCGCAAGACCUCCAAGAUUAAAAGAUCUGAACUUGGAAAAACCACCGUGAUACAGCAAUAAUUAAUUAGAAAAAAAAAAGAAUCAUACCUGGGCAGUUGUCGUUUGACUGAUUCCAGAAUGAUUAUUGAACUUUGCAGCGAAUGGUUUGGUCGACUGGUUCCCUUGCAAAGCACAUUAAGGCACCCACCUGUCAUUUCUGUAUAACAGCUUAAAGCAGAUACUACAGGUUAGUCACUAGACAUGAUGUUUAGAUGGAGACCUGAUCUCAUCCCAACGUGCAUCCAACCAAUACAUCGUCCCUGUUAGGAAUCAAUGCUUUCCCUCCAAAAGCCAUCAAAGACUCCGUUCGUCCCUGCAUCUUCUGCUCUCUUCAAUCCUGAGAGCAUUUUCCUCCCCUCUCAUGAGAGAUCACCAAGUUCAUGCUACAGGCCAAUGCUUCUGAUACCAACUUUGGCAAAGAUGGCAAGAAGCAUGCUUGGGUGGAAGAGAGUACCAUUGUUCUCCAUCCUCCUCAUACUUUCCAUAACCAAUAUAGCCACCACUUAUGCCAUUGCAUCACAAGCAGAUAGGUUCGUACCUCGUGACAACUACCUUCUCAGCUGCGGGGCGCCUGCUGCUGUGCAGCUUGAUGAUGGCAGGACGUUCCGUUCUGAUCCCGACUCGGCGUCUUUUCUCUCCACCCCGGUGGACAUCAAGAUUACUGCUAAAAACUCCCUGGCUUCAGGUGCACCAUCAUCCCAACUCUACCUUACAUCAAGAGUUUUCUCUGACAUCUCGACAUAUAGCUUCUUCAUCUCCCAGCCUGGUCACCAUUGGAUUCGUCUCCAUUUUUUACCUAUCCCUGAUGACCAUUACAACCUCACUACAGCUACAUUCUCUGUCUCCACUGAUGACAUGGUUCUUCUUCAUGACUUCUCCUUUAUAGCCACUCCUCCUAACCCAGUCCUUAGGGAGUAUAUUGUUGCAACACAGGGAGACACCUUGAAAAUCAUUUUUACCCCUAAAAAGGACUCAAUAGCAUUCAUCAAUGCCAUUGAGGUUGUUUCAGCCCCUCCAAGCCUUAUUCCAAAUACCACCACCGGUAUGGCUCCUCAGGGCCAACUUGACAUCUCCAACAAUGCGUUGCAGGUUGUCUACCGGCUGAACAUGGGAGGACCACUGGUUACAGCCUUCAAUGACACACUAGGUAGAAUCUGGCUGCCAGAUGCACCAUUUCUGAAACUUCAGGCAGCAGCAAAUGCAGCCUGGGUUCCUCCUAGAACCAUAAAGUACCCAGAUGACAAGACCAACACGCCCCUCAUUGCUCCUGCAAACAUCUACUCAACCGCACAACAGAUGGCCUCAACAAACACGUCGGAUGCAAGAUUCAACAUAACAUGGGAAAUGGUGACUGAGCCAGGAUUCAGCUACUUUGUCCGCCUACAUUUCUGUGACAUUGUCAGCAAGGCACUCAACAGCCUCUACUUCAAUGUAUACAUAAAUGGCAUGAUGGGUGUCCUUAACCUCGACUUGUCGAGCCUGACAGUGGGGCUUGCAGUACCCUACUACAGAGACUUCAUCAUUGACUCCUCCAGUAUCAUCAACUCCACCCUCAUAGUGCAAAUUGGCCCUGGCACAACUGACACCAGCAAUCCCAAUGCUAUUCUUAAUGGCCUUGAGAUCAUGAAGAUAAGCAACCAAGAAAACAGCUUAGAUGGGCUCUUUUCACCAAAAAGAAGUUCACAGCUUGGCAAGAAGACAAUGACUGGCAUAGGGCUUGCAAUGGCAGUAAUGGCUGCCGCUCUAGCUGUAGUCAUGUGCUGCAGGCGACGCCAUAGACCUGGAUGGCAGAAGACAAAUAGCUUCCAGUCUUGGUUCCUUCCACUCAACUCCACACAAUCCAGCUUCAUGAGCACCUGCAGCAGGCUGAGCUCCAGAAAUCGUUUUGGCUCUACAAGGACCAAAAGUGGGUUUUCGAGUAUCUUUGCAUCUAGUGCAUAUGGACUGGGGCGCUAUUUCACCUUUGUGGAAAUUCAGAAAGCCACAAAAAACUUUGAAGAGAAGGCUGUUAUUGGAGUUGGUGGCUUUGGAAAAGUUUAUCUUGGUGUUCUUGAGGAUGGGACAAAGCUGGCUAUCAAACGAGGAAAUCCAUCUUCUGAUCAAGGUAUGAAUGAGUUCCUGACUGAAAUUCAAAUGUUAUCAAAGCUUCGCCAUCGUCACUUAGUUUCACUUAUUGGUUGCUGUGAUGAGAACAAUGAGAUGAUCCUGGUUUAUGAGUUCAUGUCAAAUGGUCCGCUCAGGGAUCAUUUGUAUGGUGGCACAGACAUCAAGCCUCUCUCUUGGAAGCAACGGCUGGAAAUUAGCAUUGGGGCAGCAAAGGGCCUGCAUUAUCUUCAUACAGGUGCAGCUCAGGGCAUAAUUCACCGUGAUGUCAAGACCACCAAUAUACUGCUUGAUGAAAAUUUUGUAGCCAAAGUUGCAGAUUUUGGCUUAUCAAAAGCUGCUCCAUCCCUUGAGCAAACUCAUGUCAGCACAGCUGUCAAAGGAAGUUUUGGAUAUCUUGAUCCAGAGUACUUCAGACGUCAACAGCUGACAGAGAAGUCUGACGUAUACUCUUUCGGAGUGGUACUCUUUGAAGUAUUGUGUGCAAGGCCAGCCAUCAAUCCAACACUUCCAAGAGACCAGGUGAACCUUGCCGAAUGGGCCCGUACAUGGCACCGCAAGGGAGAGCUGAAUAAAAUAAUUGAUCCCCACAUUUCAGGGCAAAUCCGUCCUGAUUCACUUGAAAUAUUUGCUGAGGCCGCUGAGAAAUGUCUUGCUGACUACGGUGUCGAUCGCCCGUCAAUGGGUGAUGUGUUAUGGAAACUCGAAUUUGCCUUGCAACUUCAAGAAAAGGGUGACAUUGUUGAUGGAACCAGCAAUCAAUUCCCAAUGAAGAGCUUAGAAGUAACAAGUGGUGAUAGCAUGGAGAAAUCUGGCAAUGUAGUUCCAUCUUAUGUCCAAGGAAGAUGAAGAUGAGUCAUCAAAAUCUACAAAGGCAUUAGCCAUUAAGGUAGUAGUGUAUUUUGUAGUGCAAUAUCAUGCAGAGUUGCAGACAUAUCUACUGCCUUAAUAGGAAGUACUUUCCCUUGAUAUGCUACAAAAUGAACUGGCGAUAGGCUCCUAACAGAAAAUCCUCCAUGGCCUUUUUUUACUUGAACAACUAGAGGUAGUGAUUGUGUUGUAUGAUUUAAGAAUAUAUUCUUCAGCUAUUGAAUUAUAGAAAAUUGUCAAACUGUUUGUAAAUUACAUAACACCAGAAGAUAAUUAUAAUUUUUCCAUGCUUA
Molecule: messenger RNA, 4342 nt
Organism: Oryza sativa Japonica Group (Japanese rice)
Lineage: Eukaryota; Viridiplantae; Streptophyta; Magnoliopsida; Poales; Poaceae
Product: probable receptor-like protein kinase At5g61350
Biological process (GO): protein autophosphorylation
Cellular component (GO): plasmodesma; plasma membrane
Molecular function (GO): transmembrane receptor protein tyrosine kinase activity; ATP binding
Source: RefSeq, a predicted model, not a curated record